UGAGGUGUGAGACAGGCCGAGUGCAUGGAGAGGCAGUGUGCAGCCUGCCUAUGGUCUUCUUGUGGAGAGCAUGCAGGAUCAGGUGUGAGUGAUCUGCAGAACGUACACAGGUGUGAGGGAGCGGGCAAGGAACACGAAGGAGACAGACGCUGCAAAUAAGCAAGAGACAAAAGGAUAUUGUGGCCCAACAGGGACAGAGUGACAGCAAGAGUAUUAGGUCACAGGGCGGAGUAGAGAGAAUAGCAGGAACAGGUAGGAGUGCUGAGGUAAUGGUAGGGUGGGGCAUGGAAGCCGAGACAGGCUGAGAACGUGGAGAGGAGGCCACUGACGGGCAGGAAACUUCCUUCUGUACCAAGAGACCUUGUCAAAGCUUUGACAUAUCGGAAAGAGAGGUCCAGUUAGACAGGUGGGGGAGCGUGCCACGUAUAGCGUACAGGUGGAGCGCCUCAGGUGAACCAGACGCUGAGCAAAGGCAGGUUCGCAACGUGGGAGAUUGCACUUCCACUCUCAAAGCUUGAAAAUGCAGGACAGUCACUUCCUUAUGUCGGCCCUGCAGCCAAACACCGAUAUCAGCUCGCUGGCGCUGCCUACGGAUUCGCAACUGGACCGGAGACUGCGGGAUGAGAGCCUGGAGCUGCGCAACGCUCGAGUUCAGGAACAGGUCCGAGUACGGAUGAUGCAAAAGGGACAGAGUUCAUCGAAGAACAACUCCAACUACUCAGACGGCUACUCCUCUCGCUCCCAGUACAGUACUAUGCCAAAUUCCUACAGCUCCCGCUCCCAGAUCCUCGGCAAUGAUCAAAGGAUAUCUUCCGCCCGAUCUUCUUCUGGGUAUGGCACCAUGGGAGGCAUGCGUACAAACUACUCUUCCCGCUCUGCUGUGGAUCUUGGAGGAACACAAAGAAUCAGCGUACCUCCACAGCAGCAAAGACAACAGCAAUACUCUACCUAUCGUCCAGCCUCCUACCAUGAACGAGUGUACCCAAGCAAAAGAGAAUAUGACACCAUGUCUCUAAGGUCUUUGCGCAUUGGAGAUGGUGAAGAAAGAUACGACCACGGGUCUUCUAAUUCAGGCUUCUAUGCACGCCAGAUGUCUUCUGCAAGCGCAGGGCCAGCAAUGCAAAGGUCUCAGUCUGGAAACCUUACCCAGGAUGGCGGCACCUCGUGGGUUGAGCGAGCAGAGGUGGCACAGACUCGCACAAUCCGGGCUCCUGCAAUGCGCACCUUACAACGCUUUCAAAGCUCCAACCGUGCCCGGGUAGCAUCUGGUUCUUACGGCACUUUGGCCCCACAGCAGAUUCAGCAGCAACAAAGUCUUGUAGGCAACAGUUAUGUAUCUAACGUAACUGAACACACCCCUCGGGCUCCGUCCAUGCGGAGCCUGGCGGAGUCUGCGCACCAAGUGCAAGAAUUAAGGGGCAUGGAUGUAUUUGAUGGAAACAAGAGUUUGAUGAGUCAACAUUCUUUUACUAGCGGGUUUGAUGACAUGAGCAUGCCAACUGCUGUGAAGUAUCUGGUGGCUGAUGAUGACCCAAGCCUGCAGGUCAUAGGAGCAGCGUAUAUACAGCAUCGGUGCUACAGUGAUACAGAAGCCAAAAAGCAGGCUCGAAGCUUGCAAGCUAUACCAAGGCUAAUAAAGCUCUUUAAUAACCCAAACCAAGAGGUACAACGCCAUGCUACAGGAGCCAUGCGUAAUCUUAUCUACGACAAUACCGAUAAUAAAAUAGCGCUUGUCGAAGACAAUGGUGUAAAUGAGCUUCUACGGGCACUGAAAGAGCCAGAUGAUGAGCUCCGGAAGAAUGUGACGGGAAUUUUGUGGAAUUUGUCAUCAAGUGACAACUUGAAAUCUAGAUUGGCACGUGAUACUCUGGGACCUUUAACAGAUCGUGUGCUGUCUCCAUUGUCUGGAUCUCCAGGAUCUGCUCUUAUCCAACAGAACGCAUCAGAAUCUGAGAUCUUUUACAAUGCCACUGGCUUCCUCAGGAACCUGAGCUCAGCUAAUGAGGAGACUCGUCAGAAGAUGCGGGAUUGCCCUGGUCUGCUGGAAUCCUUGGUUGGCUACACAAACCAGGCAUUACAAGCUGGAAAAGCUGAAGACAAGAGUGUGGAAAAUACAGUAUGUGUACUGAGGAACUUGUCUUACCGACUUUAUGAUGAAAUGCCACCAUCCAGUCUGCAAAGGCUAGAAGGGACCCAGCGGGGACGGACUACAGCUGGAGAUGCCAUAGGGUGUUUCACCCCACAGAGUCGCAAACUUAAAGAGCAGCAGCAGGGCACGGACUAUGCAACCUUUGCCGAGAUCUCUAAGGAUCCAAAGGGAAUGGAGCUACUGUGGCACCCACAGAUAGUCAACCUGUACAACCGACUACUGCAGCAGUGUGAACUCAACAGGCAUACCACAGAGGCAGCCGCGGGGGCUCUACAGAACAUCACUGCUGGAGACCGCAAGUGGGCAGCCGUUUUGAGCCAGGUGGCAUUGGAACAAGAACGUAUUCUUAACCCAGUUUUGGAUCGUUUGAGGACUGCAGAUCACAGCCAACUGCGUUCUCUCACAGGUCUUAUCCGCAACUUGUCUAGACAUGCCAAAAACAAGGAUGAGAUGUCCACCAAGCUUGUGAGUCACCUUCUCGAGAAGCUUCCUGGUGAAAGCACAGACAAGAGCCCUCCUUGUGAAGUCCUAGUGAACAUAAUUGCCGUGCUCAAUAAUCUGACUGUAGCUGGACCCCUGGCAGCCCGAGAUAUUGUAUACUUCAAUGGGCUCAGCAAAUUGAUGUACAUAAAGAGGAAGCGAGAUAACCCAGACAGUGAGAAGUGUUCCCGAGCUGCAUCCAGUCUUCUGACAAACAUGUGGCAGUACAGCAAGCUGCACCGGGACUUCAAGGCGAAGGGAUACCGGAAAGAAGAUUUCCUUAGCUCAUGAUAUGUUCACAGCCAACCACACUAGUGCCUACUUCCUUCUUCUCCGCCGAAGAUCACUGAGAAAGCACUGAUUCACCGAGUACUUCCCCGACCGCGCUUGUACAUUUUUGGCACUCUAAAUGCAACACAGCAGUGUUUGUGGGGGGCAGUGUGUAUAUCUAGAUGGGGGAAGGGGUUAAAAAGAUGUAGAUAAGUGCAUCUGCUUUUAUUUUGUAUAAAAAAAAAAAAUAUUGAAAAUGAAAUAAAUGAAAAUGAAUGUAUGGGCUUGUAUGUAAAACAUAAACCCGACCUUUGGGUGUGUCUGGGUUUGUAUAUUUAAUACAUGCGAACACGUGCUAAGCUGGAGAACUAAUGCUUGCUGAUUUUGUACUUUUCUGUACGUAACUAGCCUUGUCGGUGGGCUCCCGACAUGUCUGUUUUAGCAAACGCUUGUAUUGCAUCUCUUUCUUCGAACUAUGCAUUUGGCUGUCCUCUGUUCUUCCUCCUAGAAAUGUGUGAAUACAUUAAAAGGGAUUUCCAGGUUUGUAAUAUCAAUGGCUGAUAUCAGGCAUGCUCAAACGGCGGCCCUCCAGCUGUUGCAAAGCCUACAGCUAUUAGGGCAUGCUGGUAGUUGUAGUUUUGCAACAGCUGGAGGGCCGCAGUUUGGGCAUCCCUGGCCUAUAUCAUUGCGGUGGGUCUGACUCCUACCGAUCCGAUGUUUGAUAGGACUAUGGGAGUUUGUGUGAGUGCCACGGCGUCUAUUUAGUAGUGGCAGUGCGGCUUUAUAUUAUUCAAGUCAUCAAGGGCAUGUAGGUAAACAAAUGAUGAAACUGCAGCACUUGCUCCUGGUCAUCAAUACUCCAAACCUGGAAAAACCCCUUUAACAAAUGGGCGUUGCCAUUCCCCGUGUCAGUAAGGCGUGUCCCUGUACACUAUGACACUGUCCAAUCAGUUUUCAGUGUUUGAGUAUGUACAGACAAUAACCUAUUGACAAGAGGAAUAGUAACAGCCAGUUAGUAUAUUUAUACAAUUCAAGGAGGAAUAAGAGAGGAUUGUCACACUGCAGCUCCUAUCAAUUUUUUUUUAAAAUCUAAUCCAGUACAUAGAAAUCCUGUUCAGCUGCUGUAGUUCUAGAAGUUUUCUAGGUGGAGCUGAGUGAUGGCCGAUAUGGCCACCGCUACCGUCUGCUCCUCAAUGGAAACUCCAGUUGUAUUGGCAUAAAUAGAUUUGCCAUUGAGGAGACUAGUAAAGCUGUCUGACAACCCAUACGGGAGAUGGAAUGGAAGCCAUAUUGGUUGUCAUUUACUGAAAAAAAAAAAGGAAAAGCUGAAUGUAAUUUUUCAGUCGGGGAUGUAUUUACUGGUGAUUUUUAUAUAUUUUUUUAAAA
This is a messenger RNA of Bufo bufo (common toad), 4285 nucleotides long. RefSeq names its product plakophilin 3 (gene PKP3). Gene Ontology annotation, cellular component: nucleus; cytoplasm; plasma membrane. The coding region runs from base 521 to 2920 and encodes 799 amino acids. Gene Ontology annotation, molecular function: cadherin binding. The transcript is spliced from 13 exons. Lineage: Eukaryota; Metazoa; Chordata; Amphibia; Anura; Bufonidae. The record is from RefSeq and is a predicted model, not a curated record. Gene Ontology annotation, biological process: cell-cell junction assembly; cell-cell adhesion.